AUAAAUUACCGCACACAGAACAAGCCUCACACACAUCACGGAGUCUGGACUCAACUCAGCAUAUGGUGAACAUGUGGAAGUUUCUGGUCUUCAUCGCGGCUGUGGUCGUCUGGCCGGACUCGGCACAAGGUCAACGCGAGUACCUGACCACUGUCGACGGAUGGUCUUUUUUCAAAGUUCGCACGGCUGGCUCAAUGUCUAAUAUGAAGGUCAAGGCCACUUGCGAGGCGAUUGGGAUGAGAUACCCGUGCCACAUGUCAGGUAGGGAAGGGUGUACCCGCUACUGGACCUCAGGCUGCAUCACGUAUGACGACGCCGGUGUCAGCUGUUAUACCCACUUGGUCCUGUCGGCAAACCUGUGUGGAACUACUGACUAUCGGUACUGUCAGCCCCUUGAUGACACCUUUGUGAACCUCCCUGGCUACUGGAGUGAUGACAGCGCCUGGGGAGUGGACUACGAGACCCACACCUUGGAACUGCAGGGAGCGAACUACAACAACAUGUACGCCCUGUGUGCAGAUAUUGACGACUGUGCGUCCUCUCCGUGUGUACACGGAACCUGUACUGACGGCGUGGCGAGUUACACCUGUAGCUGUGAGAACGGCUGGACAGGGAACAACUGCGAUCAGGACAUUGACGAAUGUGCAUCCUCCCCAUGUGCACACGGAACCUGUACUGGCGGCGUGGCGAGUUACACCUGUAGCUGUGAGAACGGCUGGACAGGGACCAACUGUGAUCAAGACAUUGACGACUGCUUGUCCUCCCCAUGUGCACACGGAAGCUGUACUGACGGCGUGGCGAGUUACACCUGUAGCUGUGAGAACGGCUGGACAGGGAACAACUGUGAUCAAGAUAUCGACGAGUGCGCGAGCAAUCCUUGCUGGCUGGGAGGAACCUGUCUGGAUCACGUGAACGGCUACAGCUGUGUCUGUCCUAAGGACAAGACGGGAAAACACUGUGAAACUGGGCUUUUUGACGGAGAAUGUUACGAGUUCUCAACCGUGGCCGCUUCCCACCGUGACGCGACCCUGGCCUGCAGUACCAAUGCCGGCCGCCUGGUGGACGUGAAGGACGACCAGCUGCAGCGUUUCCUGGCUGACAAGAUGGCGGCCACCAGCGGCGUGUCCAACUGGCUGGCGAUGAGAAGUGCCCCGCUGCAGGUCUACUACAGCGACGGGUCUCAGAGUUCUGGUUCCCUUCAGUGGUUGGCAGAAGAACCGUCGUCCCCUCUGGACCUGUGUGUUCUCCUGGACAGCUCCAACAACUACAUGGCAAGGACUGCUUUCUGUACGGAGCAACACAACUACGUCUGCCAGUCUGAUAUAAAAUCGUGUGAACCGAACGUAUGUCAGAACGGCGGAAACUGCACCUCCUGCUUCAACGGGUCUGCCAACUUCUGCCGGUGUCCUGAUGGGUUCGAUGGAAGGGCGUGUGAAAUCGACAUCGACGAGUGCGCCUCCAAUCCGUGCCAAAAUGGCGGCAGUUGUGAUGACGGCAUCAACUCCUACAGCUGCCGCUGUCUGACUGUGUUCCAGGGCGUCAACUGUGAAACAGCCCCAGACUGGUGCUCCCAAAACCAGUGCCCGUUUGGCUGGACAUGCGUGGAUCACACCUUUUACUUCUCAUGUGAUGAUCCGGCUCAGGCCAAAAGGAUGGCCCCCUACCAGUGCAGCAGCGCCUCCUGUCCGGACGGCAUGUACUGCACCGAGGAGGGAGCGUCAUCCUUCUCGUGCAGGGUUGAGUGA
Branchiostoma belcheri (Belcher's lancelet) is the source of this 1745-nucleotide messenger RNA. RefSeq names its product fibropellin-1-like. Gene Ontology annotation, molecular function: calcium ion binding. Lineage: Eukaryota; Metazoa; Chordata; Leptocardii; Amphioxiformes; Branchiostomatidae. Bases 63 to 1745 code for a protein of 560 amino acids. The transcript has 12 exons. The record is from RefSeq and is a predicted model, not a curated record.